Molecule: messenger RNA, 20054 nt
Organism: Coregonus sp. 'balchen'
Lineage: Eukaryota; Metazoa; Chordata; Actinopteri; Salmoniformes; Salmonidae
Source: the annotation of a GenBank genome assembly
AGGCUAAAGACAAGGCAUCAGGUGAAUGACGCGGAGGAGAAGAGAGCGCUUUAACCCUUGACCAUCUGGAACAAUCGCAGUAGAAUUAGAACGACGGCUGGAGGGCGUAUUCCUGACGGCGUCGACGAUCUAUAACAUAUGCGUUGACGCUGGUACCCGCGCCGCCUCUUCCUCAGUGCACUGACUGAACAACGCGACAAUAGCCUAAACGGUGUGUGCUUUCGGCUCCAUCGUCUCUGUUGGUUAUCUAUUCAUCCACGGCUCUGAAUCUGGCAGACCUGCACAGGACAUGGUGUUUUGUGUGGAAUUAGGCCUAUCAAUGUCAUCUGUUUGAGAGGCGGGAGAGAGAGAGAGCGGGAGAGAGAGCGAGAGACGGCGCAAAGGAAUCCUUGGCAUACACACACGUCGGUGUCUCAAUGUGAUUUUGAGUGACUGGCUGCAUUCUUGUGGAGACGAGCGGAACGGAUAAACCCAUUUUCGCCGUCUCACCCAUUUGCGCGGAUAGCGGCUGGUGCAUGCCCGUCUGGGUUGAGCAUCUGACCGCGUCUCUUUCUGCUGGAGCUUGGCUGAUCCGAGCUGUCCUGGGUCGGGCGUGGAGGGAGCCGAGAUGAGCGCCUUUCGGAGGAGUAGCGGGGUGUCUCUAUUGGGGUUGUGUUGGGUAUUAAUGGGACUGUGGAGGCUCGGGGCCGCCUGCCCCGCGUCCUGCUUCUGCAGCGGGACCAGGAUCGCCUGUGUGGAACAGGAGCGGGGCAUCAUGGCUUUCCCAGUGCUGCAGUCUGAGCUGGAGAUGGACAACAUCACCGACAUGUGAGUCACUGUCAAUGAUCCAUCAUCAACGGACCCACCAAAUAUGACAGACAUAGCCUGCCUGCCUUAUUGACACACAAUAAUGAGGUGAAAAAAGGCUAUGCGUUUUAGGCUAUCAAAAUGAGUAGAAUUGAAUGUUCAAUCGAAUGGUCAAUUCUCAGUCAGCAAUUAGGCUAUUUGAAUUGGCUAAUAAAACCUAUUGUAUAGUUUUUCAGGAGUGAUCUUUGGAAAAUAAAUAAACAAAAAUACAUAAUUAUGGACUGUGUGUGUGUGUGUGUGUACAAUCGGAACCGAUUGACACUCCACAGUGGCCCCGGGAAGUCACAACGGAGUGUGGAGAGGUGUUGUCCUCCUCCAGCAGAAACCCAGACAGUAGCCUAAUCCAAAUAUUAGCAAAAGACUACUACCCCCCCAGACGCUUGGCUCCGAUAAUGGGCCCAAAAGCCUAGAAAGCCUAGAAUGUUCUAUUCUGAGAAAUGUAUAUAGCCUAGGCCAUUUUGCUUCUAUUGUGAACUAAAACUAAUAGGCCUAGACUAAAUUAAUCUCCACCCACGUUUCAGAGCUGUUCAGAUUUAGCAUAGCCUAAUUGAAGACAAUCGGAGAAUCAUCUGGGUUAUUUUAGGGCUACAGCAUUUAGAAUGCAUGAUGUUAGGAGGACAUGAUGGGAGCUUCUCUUUCUCAAGACCAUAGCCGACCCUUUGAUAUACAUAGCCUACUGUAAACGUUAUAGGAUUAUAAAGAUACAAUACAAUAAAAGUAGCCUAACAAUGUUUAUUUUGUUUACAUAAUAGUCGACUGUUAAAAAUGACAACAAUUAGAGGACUUGAGUAUGGGUCUAUAGGAAGGAUCCUGUGUAUUUCCAAACGAACUUGACAUAAAUCUUUAAACAAAAACUCCCGUCAGUGUAGGCCUACUACUUACUAUUCUCUAACCUUUUUUCCCAAUUUAAUUUUAACAGAUAUAUUGCAAAUCAGAGUAGCUUCUCAUCCAUCAAUGACAAAGACCUGCAUUAUUACCGGAACCUCACGAAUCUGUAAGUCUGUUAUGUUAUGUGAUAUCUUAUAUUUGUGGUCAUGAUGGAGCCCAGAUUGGAUUGGUGUCAGCAUCCUAGUGCAAUAUGAUGAUGUUAUAGUGUAUAUUUGCAUUGCAGAACUGUGACUAACAGCAGGCUUACCUAUGUGUCUCGACUGGCCUUCCAGAACAACCUCAAACUUCAGUAUCUGUGAGUGGCUUUUAUAAGGCAAAAUUCAUCUCAAUGUGAAGGUCAAACUACAGUUCUUACAAAAAUAAUUAUAUCUUGUAAGACAGACAGGAACAGUUGCUGGAAUGGUUGUACAGUUUAGCAUUUCUUUUGGAUAUGCUGUAUAUGUCUUUCAACUAAUUAUCGAUAAUAAUGUUCAUUCUGAUUGACAGGAAUCUGAAAGACAACAACUUGUCAUCUCUGUAUUGGAGGAUAUUUCGACAUUUAAACAUAUCAAAUCUGUGAGUUGCUUUUCAAAUCAACUUUAUUCACUCUGUCUGUCUGUCUGUCUGUCUGUCUGUCUGUCUGUCUGUCUGUCUGUCUGUCUGUCUGUCUGUCUGUCUGUCUGUCUGUCUGUCUGUCUGUCUGUCUGUCUGUCUGUCUGUCUGUCUGUCUGUCUGUCUGUCUGUCUCUCUCUCUCUCUCUCUCUCUUAUCUCUCUAUCUUCCUCUAUCUCUCUAUCUUCCUCUCUCUCUCUCUCUCUCUCUCUCUCUCUCUCUCUCUCUCUCUCUCUCUCUCUCUCUCUCUCUCUCUCUCUCUCUCUCUCUCUCUCUUUAUUUCAGUGUUUUAUGCACCCCUGACUGACAAUGUGUCAUCAUAGAUUUAAAAAAAACAUUAGUGCAUGUGUGCGCAUCUGUAUGUGCGCAUACCUGCAUACAUGUGUGUGUUUGUGUCAGUGUGUGAUUCAAUAUUCAACACUUUGUUUCUCUGUGUGUGUAGGAUUCUUUCAGGGAACCCGCUGCACUGUUCCUGUGAGAACAUGUGGAUGAAGCUGUGGCUGGGAGAGGAGGCUGAUGCUCAGGGGCUCAAAUGUAUAGAGGAGGGUGGUGGGAGGAAACCUCUGACCAAGCUCAACCCCCCUCACUGUGGUAAUGGCCCCAAAAUACACACACACAUGCACGCUCAUACACACACGCACAUCUCCCAAUGAUCCUCAAAACACACACCAUGGAUCUUAUUUUUUUCCCUAAACCACUCCAUUAGGCUGCUAUUUUCGCCAUCGCCAUGGUUACGUGCGGGCCCCUGGAGAGACGGCAGGGGGACCCCUGUGUGAGUGACAUAUGAAGACCACUCACGGGAGAGGCGUGUGUACGAUGCCCCAGGCCUGCCAGGCAGCAAUGAGAACCUUGCAAACCCCCUUUUUCUCUGUCAUUCUCUCUCUCUCUCUCUCUGAACUUCUCUUUUUCAGGGUAUCUCUUUGUCUUUCUUUCUCUGUUCAUAUCUCCCUCUCUCUCUCUGUCAUCCUGUACUAUAUGAAAUCCACAGCUCAGUGCUGUAGUUUUCAUGUGUUGGAAACAGAAGUUAUCUGAGACUAAGCUAUGACCUUCACUGCUGCCGACCAAUAUUUAUAUUGGAGAUGUUGAUGCUGUAGGUUUUAGUGUCUAAAACUGAUUACAACCAGUAAACAACCAUUGCAACCAGAUUAGCCCACGGGCUGUGCUGUUAAUGAUGGACACAUUGUAAAGGCAUACUGUGCUUUACUAGUGUACUGUAGCUUUGUUGAGUGGGUAGGGUUAACACUGCAGCUGGCAGUGCUUGUAAGAGAGUAACUGAGACUGCUCAAGCUGUAAUGGUUGAUUUACUAAAGGUGUUUAAGAUGGUAUGGUCUGAGUGCUGAAAUUAAUAGUUUUCUGGGUUCUAGAAUCAUUGAGAGCGUUGCCAUGCUGAUAAGAGUCUUGGCGAUGUCUAUUAGUGGAGAUAAGAGAUCUGUCCAUUUUAUCAGCCAGGACUGUCGACACUGGCCCUUCCUCGCCAGACGCUCCCAUGCCCUUGGCUGCGGCUAAGAGGCAGCCAAGCUUCUGAAUGGACACAUGUGGGUCACCUUCAGGUCACAGUCCCAUCCCCUCCACCUUUGGUUGUGUUGUUGUCUCCUCUUAGAGAGGCUCCAAAUUGUGUCUAAUAAAUUUUAUCUGAGUUGCGAGACACAUGGAGUUGUAAUCUGUGUGUGACCACCGCUGUGUGUGUGCUGUGAUUUUUAACUAAGAUUGCAUUGAAUCUCCCCUUCGUUGUCGUUGGCAGUGGUUCCCAUGGCAACUCUGAGCCCAUCCAAGGUGAUGGUGCAGGAGGGUGCUGAUGUGGUGUUGACAUGCAACACCUCCGGAGCGCCCUCUCCUGAGCUCAUCUGGAACAUGACCCCACUCGUCUCCUACAAUGAGGUCAGUCACCACCGUCGCCCACCACCAAAAAGCCCAUGGCUGCAUCUCAAAUGGCACCCUAUUCAUUGUAUAUUGGGAAUAGAAUGCCGUUUUAGAUGCACCCAUGAGUAGGGCCAGGAGUUUUACUGACCACGUGACCUGAUCCGGAAAAACUCUGUGCCCAUGUUACUAGGGCCUCUAACUUGGGCCCAGAGUUGGUUCUGCUCAUGUAAGACUCCUGGACCUACCCAUCAGCAACAACACUAAUCCACCAGUUAAAGGCACAUUCCUUCUGUUAAAGGGCGACUGCACUUCCUGAUUUGGCCUCGUUUUAGAUUUGGUUCAUUAAGAAAUGCUAUGACUGAUUUCAAACGUGAGUUGGUUUCGGGGUGUGGUUUGAUGUGGUGGGAAGAGUUAGCCAAAUUAUUGGUGUGCGACCGUGGCAAAGUUGGUUUGACUUUGGAUAGAUCUGGGGAUAGUUAGGGACCGUCCAUAAAUUACACAAUGUAAAUGGGACAACAUUUUCAUGUUGCACAUCUUUUAGUUUCCUCAUUAAAUGAUUUCAAUAUUUGUAUAUGAAGUUCUACAAUUUGUAGUUGGUUUGAAGUUUUUAAGUGAUUAAAAUUGGGAGCUAUUGACCAUUUAAAAAUAUUAUCCCAUGUACAUUGUGUUAUUUACUGAUGGUCCCUAACUAGCCCCAUAGGGAUAUCGAAUGUCAAACCAAAUUGACCAUGGGCAUUAUGAUCAGGUCGUGUGCAGCUGUGCUCCUAAUUGAUGAUUACUUCAUAGGUGCUGCCAGCUGUGGGCAUGUGGGCAGGAUUAAAAUAAACCCAUCCCAAGGAAACUGUUAUGGUACCCUUCAUUCCUUGACACCAUUUUUUCCGAUCAUCUCGCAAAUCUAAAUUUUGGACGAGACUGACUUUAUGACCAAAAUUAUACUAUUUACACUUUGUAGUCAAUUUUGAAAAUAGAAUACAUUUUUCUAACUCAUAUCGAUGCCACAUGGACCAUUUUCAAAACGAGAAGUUGCUUUUUAGGGGCAGUCGCUCUUUAAGACAGAGGACCUGGCAGCCUGUUUAGUCAGAGGUGCAGAUGUAAAAAUAAGUAGGAUAUACAAAUGCAGAAAGAUUAAGAUAAAAAAUAAUAAUAAUAAUGAACUUGAAAAACAUACUUACUUGGCCAAUAGCAGAAUUACCUCAGCUCGAGGAGGACUAAGGCAAAACGCCUAUAAACUCACACGUCUGAGUAUAUGGUAGAGCUAUAGCAUCAGCAUGUUGCCUAGACAAGCAGCUCUCCCUGAAUGAGGUGAACAGGGAUCCUAAAAGGACCUACCCUUACCUGGAAUAAACCAUUCACACCUUUAAACAGGUACAUUCUUAAUGAACAGUGAUAAUAUACACUUUAACGGCAAUACUGUUUCACACUAUAUAUAUAUACAGUGGGGGAAAAAAGUAUUUAGUCAGCCACCAAUUGUGCAAGUUCUCCCACUUAAAAAGAUGAGAGAGGCCUGUAAUUUUCAUCAUAGGUACACGUCAACUACGACAGACAAAUUGAGGAAAAAAAAUCCAGAAAAUCACAUUGUAGGAUUUUUUAUGAAUUUAUUUGCAAAUUAAGGUGGAAAAUAAAUAUUUGGUCACCUACAAACAAGCAAGAUUUCUGGCUCUCACAGACCUGUAACUUCUUCUUUAAGAGGCUCCUCUGUCCUCCACUCGUUACCUGUAAUAAUGGCACCUGUUUGAACUUGUUAUCAGUAUAAAAGACACCUGUCCACAACCUCAAACAGUCACACUCCAAACUCCACUAUGGCCAAGACCAAAGAGCUGUCAAAGGACACCAGAAACAAAAUUGUAGACCUGCACCAGGCUGGGAAGACAGAAUCUGCAAUAGGUAAGCAGCUUCGUUUGAAGAAAUCAACUGUGGGAGCAAUUAUUAGGAAAUGGAAGUCAUACAAGACCACUGAUAAUCUCCCUCGAUCUGGGGCUCCACGCAAGAUCUCACCCCGUGGGGUCAAAAUGAUCACAAGAACGGUGAGCAAAAAUCCCAGAACCACACGGGGGGACCUAGUGAAUGACCUGCAGAGAGCUGGGACCAAAGUAACAAAGCCUACCAUCAGUAACACACUACGCCGCCAGGGACUCAAAUCCUGCAGUGCCAGACGUGUCCCCCUGCUUAAGCCAGUACAUGUCCAGGCCCGUCUGAAGUUUGCUAGAGUGCAUUUGGAUGAUCCAGAAGAGGAUUGGGAAAAUGUUAUAUGGUCAGAUGAAACCAAAAUAUAACUUUUUGGUAAAAACUCAACUCGUCGUGUUUGGAGGACAAAGAAUGCUGAGUUGCAUCCAAUGAACACCAUACCUACUGUGAAGCAUGGGGGUGGAAGCAUCAUGCUUUGGGGCUGUUUUUCUGCAAAGGGACCAGGACGACUGAUCCGUGUAAAGGAAAGAAUGAAUGGGGCCAUGUAUCGUGAGAUUUUGAGUGAAAACCUCCUUCCAUCAGCAAGGGCAUUGAAGAUGAAACGUGGCUGGGUCUUUCAGCAUGACAAUGAUCCCAAACACAUCGCCCGGGCAACGAAGGAGUGGCUUCGUAAGAAGCAUUUCAAGGUCAUGGAGUGGCCUAGCCAGUCUCCAGAUCUCAACCCCAUAGAAAAUCUUUGGAGGGAGUUGAAAGUCUGUGUUGCCCAGCGACAGCCCCAAAACAUCACUGCUCUAGAGGAGAUCUGCAUGGAGGAAUGGGCCAAAAUACCAGCAACAGUGUGUGAAAACCUUGUGAAGACUUACAGAAAACGUUUGACCUGUGUCAUUGCCAACAAAGGGUAUAUAACAAAGUAUUGAGAAACUUUUGUUAUUGACCAAAUACUUAUUUUCCACCAUAAUUUGCAAAUAAAUUCAUUAAAAAUCCUACAAUGUGAUUUUCUGGAUUUUUUUUUCUCAUUUUGUCUGUCAUAGUUGACGUUGUACCUAUGAUGAAAAUUACAGGCCUCUCUCAUCUUUUUAAGUGGGAGAACUUGCACAAUUGGUGGCUGACUAAAUACUUUUUUUCCCCACUGUAUAUAUUUUACAAUGGCCAUGGCCAGCUGUAUAUAAUGCAGAUAUUUUAACACUGAGGCUUUUAACACCAAUUAUUCACCAGCUUUGGCCUAUAAUGCUACUUGCUAAUCUAGGCGUAGCUCCAUUUGUUUAGCAUAGGCGCUCAAACAGAAGAACCAGCACAAUGCCAAAAAUGAACAAGACACUAGGGAAGGAUAUCUGGAUAGAAAUGGUUAACAAUAAUCUUACAAUAGCACUAAAAAACAGCAAUAGGUCUUGUGUUUGCAAAAUAGUAGCAAAAUAGUAGUGGAUGUGUAAAAGCAUUGGUAAUGUGGAUGAGGUGGGUGCUUGACUCACUGUGUCUCUGUGUGGUCCUCUGCAGAUUGAGGCCUCAGGGCAGGUGUCUGAGCUCCAUCUCUAUAACCUCUCCUCACUGGACAACAACUGUAAGAUCACCUGCAGCGCUGAGAACAUUGUGGGCGAGAAUGAGUCCUCAGUCUUCCUCGACAUCCUCUGUGAGUUCCAAACAUUACUCUCUAGACAAGGAGGGGAUAGGAUGAGAAUAAUACCGUUGUCUUAACUAGUUCCCUCUUCUAAUGUUUUUUUUCCGGACUUUGGCUUCUCCCUCAAUCUUUGUCACUCACUCACCCGUUCACUCCCUCCCUCCCUCUCUCUCUCUCUCUCUCUCUCUCUCUCUCUCUCUCUCUCUCUCUCUCUCUCUCUCUCUCUCUCUCUCCUCUCUCUCUCUCUCUCUCUCUCUCUCUCUCUCUCUCUCUCUCUCUCUCUCUCUCUCUCCCAGUUCCCCCUAACAUCAGUAAGUUGAGUGAUGCCUACUCGGACCACCACUGGUGCAUCCCAUUCAGUUUGUCUGGGAACCCAAAGCCCGAGCUCCGCUGGCUGUUAAACGGGGAGCCGGUAAAUGAGGGACCCUACAUCAUGACUAUGAUCCAUGACUUCUCUGAGAGGGAGUACCACGGCUGCCUGCAGCUGGACAGCCCCACACACAUCAACAACGGACCGUACACCCUGCUGGCCAGCAACAAGUACGGACAAGACCGCAAGACCGUCGAGGCUCACUUCAUGCUUGACCCCUUUGAUGGAGGUAUGUGGUGUGUAGUGUGACCACUCUCUGAAUACCAAUUCAACCCCUAUCCCACUUGUGUCAAUAUGAGAGGAUUGGAUAGUCUGCAAUAUGGCAACAAUUCCACCUGGCCUAUCAAAGGGCAAGAUGGAGCUAUUACCAUAUUGCUAACACUUAUCUGUCCAAUCCUCUCAGAUCUACUCAAGUGCUUAGGGGGUAGGGGCUAGGGAUCGAAUUGCACUUAGGACAGGGGUGUCAAACUCAAAUCCUAGAGGGCUGUGUGUCUGCUCAUUUCUGUUAAUUAUUUUCAAUUGGUGUCCAAUUAGACCUAGACAACCAGGUGAUGGGAGUUCCUAACUAAUCUAUGACCUUUAUUUCUCAAUCAAGUACUUUUUGUAUUUUACUCAACAGGAACAGUGACAGAACCACUUUACUAUGGUGAGUGGCUCUUCAAAUAUUUACAUGCAACAUUGACUGUCUGAAUCACUCAUUGAACUGUUGAGAAUUAUACAGUGUUCUUUACUUUUAUGAAUACCAGAUGUCCUGACACUAAAGAUGAUUGACUUGAGAAAUACUUUGAAGACUGAUUUCUGAGGUUUGCUUUUUGUGUUAUUGAGUGUUAAUAGUUUAUUUUCUCUUCCCUCUCCUCAUGUCACACUGGACCUGGGCACCACAGACCCAACUACAGGUGUAGUGACUGUCCCUUCACAUUACCCAAUCACACAUCAGAGCUUAAAAAGCACAUAGGCCUAUGUCACUCUGACACACUCAUAGAGUGAACACUUUACUUGAAAGGUACCUAUAUAAGGACUUCAUAACACAUUCAUUACCCAACCCAUAUAUACUGCAUUCAUAAGCAGCAAAUGCUUAUGUCAACAACCGCAAGACAUAAUACAAAUAUUGUUAUGAAGUGCUUAUGUAGGUACCCCUCAAGUAACGUGUUACCCACAGGGACACACAUUUGAUCAACUUCAUUAUAAAUGAGGGAUACUGUAGCAUCUGCUGUCUUCUCUGCUCUUUGAAAGCAGAGGACACACCUCUAGAGCCACCGGAAGACAGAGUUGCUGUAAGUCACACUCUUAAGUCACCUCUUUAUGUGUAUGUUUUGUGUUUGUGGGAGCCUGUAAAUGUUGUGGGAGCAGUGCUUAUAACAUUUUGUUUAUGUUUUUAUACAGUAUGUUUUACCACUACUUAUAUUAGUCGUACUACUAUAUAGUAUGUUUAUAGUUGAAAGUGUGUUUGUUUUAUAUUUAAUGUUUUUAUAUGGUAGGUGUCAUGUAUCUUGGUGGUAGUAAGCUACACACUGUGACACAUUGUAUUUUCGAGUGGUAGUGGUGGUCCUAGCUCAACACCUAUGUCAUUCUUUCAGGUAUAUGUGGUCGUAGGGAUUGUAGCAGUAGCCUUCGUGGGUUUUCUAUUGAUGCUGGUCAUCCUGAAAUUCGGGGGUAACUCAAAGUUUGGAAUCAAAGGUAAGUCCCUUUACACAGUACGCUACUGUAGUCAAUCAUUAGCAUAGAAAGACAGGGGCUUUCUCUCAAAUCUGAAAUGGCACCCUAUUUCCUAAAUAGUGCACUUAUUUUGGCACUGGCACAGUAUAAGAAGUAGGGUACCAUUUGGGAUAAAACCAUAGAGUGGGGUCUGAAUGGUGGUAAAGAGGUACUCAGUCGUUUCUAGUGAAUAACAUGCAUGUGGAUCUCCGUCUCAAUGUCUCAUUAUACCUUGUUCCACACUAAUAACCCCACAACCCUGUAUUGUGCGUCGCCCAUGCAGGUAACGCUGCACUGUAGCCCAUCACUGUCUUUACUGAUGCUGCUGUUGUUUAACGCAGAGGUACUUAAGAGGAUUUAGAUACUAACCGAUAUUAGGAAUAACAAUAGAGGUGUAAACUGACUCACUCAAAUCGCUUAUGUUGUAUUGUUUGUACUAAUAAUUCACCAUACUGGGAAAUGAUAUGAGGAUCAAAGUGUGACUAUGCCUUCUAAAAUACCUUUUGAACGCUAUCCUGAAAUCCUCUAUCUGCAAUGGAUUGAAUUCCGACCUGAGUGUGUAUGAGUGUGUGUAUUUUGGAUCAGAUUGUGUGUGUAGGAAUUUGGGAGGGCUGCCUCAGUGUGGUCAGUUAUUUUGGUACUGAUUGAUUUAUUGCCCCUCUGAGGGGGACGGUUGUGACAGAAAGAGGGAGAGGGGGAGAAGUGGUUUCUCCUUUCCUCUGCGGAAGUGGAGGAUGAGGUUCCACUGGAGGCGUCAAUUCCUCUCCUUCCUCUGUACGUGUAUGUGUGUGCUUUUCUGUGCGCAGGCGCGCACAUGUGUGUAUCUGAGUAGGAAGUUAGCUUGAGUUUCCGCAUUGUCUGCAGGAACGUUCAUAACGAGUUUCUGUCUAUUCACUACAUUUUAUAUUAUUUCCUUUCUGAUGGAGGAAGUGACACUCCUGUCACUCAAAAUCAUGAUCCACACUAAAAGCAAAAGUCUAUGUGAGACUUGAAAUGCUCAAGACACUCACUUUUACUUUUAAGACACACAUACCGCAUCCUUAUAAAGACACAUUGGAGCCAAGUAAAGACUGAGUAGCCUAUGACUGAUCUCGUACUGUGUAUGGCUACAGAAGUGCUGCCUACACAAGGGGCUUGCUCGCUUCGAGGCAAUCAACACUGAAGCAUACAUGAGAGCACCAGCUAUUCCGGAUGACUAUGUGAUCACGCUCUCCGUAGCCGAUGUGAGUAAGACUUUUAAGCAGGUCAACAUUCACAAGGCCGCAGGGCCAGACGGAUUACCAGGACGUGUACUCCGAGCAUGUGCUGACCAACUGGUAAGUGUCUUCACUGACAUUUUCAACAUGUCCCUGACUGAGUCUGUAAUACCAACAUGUUUCAAGCAGACCACCAAGGACACUAAGAUAACCUGCCUAAAUGACUACCGACCCGUAGCACUGACGUCUGUAGCCAUGAAGUGCUUUGAAAGGCUGGUUAUGGCUCACAUCAACACCAUUAUCCCAGAAACCCUAGACCCACUCCAAUUUGCAUACCGCCCCAACAGAUCCACAGAUGAUGUAAUCUCUAUUGCACUCCACACUGCCCUUUCCCACCUGGACAAGAGGAACACCUACGUGAGAAUGCUAUUCAGACAACUAGACAACUAGACACACUUUCUCUGGAUGCCUCGGUGCACAACCCACACACACAUACUACCGCCAGUGUUCAACACCAUAGUGCCCUCAAAGCUCAUCACUAAGCUAAGGAUCCUGGGACUAAACACCUCCCUCUGCAACUGGAUCCUGGACUUCCUGACGGGCCGUCCCCAGGUGGUAAGGGUAGGUAACAACACAUCUGCCACGCUGAUCCUCAACACGGGGGCCCCUCAGGAGUGCGUGCUCAGUCCCCUCCUGUACUCCCUGUUCACCCAUUACUGCAUGGCCAGGCACGACUCCAACACAAUCAUUAAGUUUGCCGACGACACAACAGUGGUAGGCCUGAUCACCGACAACGAUGACAUAGCCUAUAGGGAGGAGGUCAGAGACCUGGCCGUGUGGUGCCAGGAUAACAACCUCUCCCUCAACGUGACCAAGACAAAGGAGAUGAUUGUGGACUACAGGGAAAAAAAGAGGGCUGAGCACGCCCCAUUCUCAUCGACAGGGCUGUAGUGGAACAGGUUGAGAGCUUCAAGUUCCUUGGUGUCCACAUCACCAACGAACUAUCAUGGUCCAAACACACCAAGACAGUUGUGAAGAGCACACGACAAAGCCUAUUCCCCCUCAGGAGACUGAAAACAUUUGGCAUGGGUCCUCAGAUCCUCAAAAAGUUCUACAGCUGCACCAUCGAGAGCAUCCUGACUGGUUGCAUCACCGCCUGGUAUGGCAACUGCUCGGCCUCCGACCGCAAGGCACUACAGAGGGUAGUGCGUACGGCCCAGUACAUCACUGGGGCCAAGCUUCCUGCCAUCCAGGACCUCUAUACCAGGCAGUGUCAGAGGAAGGCCCUCAAAAUUGUCAAAGACUCCAGCCACCCUAGUCAUAGACUGUUCUCUCUGCUACCGCACGGCAAGCGGUACCAGAGCGCCAAGUCUAGGUCCAAAAGGCUUCUCAACAGUUUCUACCCCCAGGCCAUAAGACUCCUGAACAGCUAAUCAUGGCUACCCGGACUAUUUGCACUGCCCCCCCAUCCCCCACCCCAUCUUUUUACGCUGCUGCUACUCUGUUAAUGAUUUAUGCAUAGUCACUUUAACUCUACCCACAUGUACAUAUUACCUCAACUACCUCAACUACCUCAACUAGCCGGUGCCCCCCGCACAUUGACACUGCACCGGUAACCCCCGUAUAUAGCCUCCCUACUGUUAUUUUAUUUUACUUCUGCUCUUUUUUUCUCAACACUUUUUUGUUGUUGUUGUUUUAUUUUACUUUUUUAUAAAAAAAUAAAUGCAUUGUUGGUUAAGGGCUGUAAGUAAGCAUUUCACGGUAAUGUCUACACCUGUUGUAUUCGGCGCAUGUGGCAAAUAAAAUUUGAUUUGAUUUGUAUUUGUUCUCACCGCAGUCCUUGUAGGUAAUGUAGCCUGCUCAUAGGCUGGUGUACAGAAGUGUAAAUAAAAAUACUCUCCCAAUCUACUAACAUUUAGCUAAUACACACACACACACAUACACAGAUAGAUAGGGCAGUAUGGGCGAUACAAAAGGUGUGAAGAGACCGUAGUGAGCCCUGUUCUGUUUGUGCUCACUCAACUGUUCAGGAGCAUGUGAGACAACUAGACACACUUUCUCUGGAUGCCUCGGUGCACAACCCACACACACACACAAACACACACAUACAGUAAAAGAGUGGAAUACAUAAUAAAAUAAUACAUUUUAAAAAAUUAAUAUCAGCCUGCUACUGCUCUACUGUCAUCAAUAAGACGUAGAGUACAGUAAGGAUCGGAGGUUACUCUUUUUUUACUCGACACUGUCUUAUGUGCGUGUAGAUUUAAGUUGUUCAUGUAUUUUACACUUUGUGAGAGUCAAUAUGAAUGUGUGCAUGCGUGCGUGUGUGUGUAUGUGUGUGUCCAGAGAGUUAAGGAGGCAGAUUUCUGUGUUACUAAUUCAGAAAAUGUUAGUCUAUGUAUAGAAUAAGUUCUAAAUCAUUUUCUGUGAUGGGCGUCAGAGAAAAAAAGGUUUGUCAGGUAUUGGUCAAAUGUUCUAAAUCUGUGUUUGUUUGCCAAGAUACAUUUUAAUUAGAGUAUCUGUCUAAAUUGGUCUUUACAAAUAUGUUGUUACAUGACAAACAGACUUUAACCUGUUCCUCUGAACCUUAAAUGCCCAGUGCUGUCAAAUAUGUGAUUUUCCUGUGUUUUAUAUACACUGGGUGUACAAAACAUUAGGAACACCUUCCUAAUAUUGAGUUGCACCCACUUUUUCCCUCAGAACAUUCUCGAUUCGUCGGGGCAUGGACUCUACAAGGUGUCGAAAGCAUUCCACAGAGAUGCUGGCCAAUGUUGACUGCAAUGCUUCCCACAGUUGUGGCAAGUUGGCUGGAUGUCCUUUGGGAGGUGGACCAUUCUUGAUACACACGAGAAACUGUUGAGCGUGAAAAACCCAGCAGCGUUGCAGUUUUUGACUCAAACCGGUGCGCCUGGCACCUACUACCAUACCCCGUUCAAAGGCACUUGUAUCUUUUGUCUUGCCCAUUCACCCUCUGAAUGGCACACAUACACAAUCCAUGUCUCAAUUGUCUCAAGGCUUAAAAAUCCUUCUUUAACCUGUCUCCUCCCCUUCAUCUACACUGAUUGAAGUGGAAUUAACAAGUGACAUCAAAAAGGGAUCAUAGCUUUCGCCUGGAUUCACCUGGUCAGUCUAUGUCAUGUUCAUAAUGUUUUGUACACUCAGUGUAUAUUUCCACACUAUAAGGUUGGAAUAACACUGUGACAUUUUGGUGGGAUGGAGUUUUGGCCUUCCAUGGUGACAUCACCAAGCAGUAAAUUAGAUAAUAGACCAAUAAGAAAUAGAGUUCAAACCUCUCUGCCAAUAACAGCUAGUUUUCAGUUUUCCCCUCCCCACUCAGACCACUCCCAGACAUUCCUAGUAAAAUACUUGCUUGAGAAAGUAAGGUACUUAAUUGUUACCCAGAAAUGAUUUGAUACUGAGAUAAAAAACAGCUGCAUUGGACCUUUAAAACAAUCUUGGUUGGUUUGAUAAUGAACUUUUCUUUGGAAUGGCAAAAAAGAGAGAGAAGAGAGAGGGAGCACUGUAUGCUUAUCAAUGAUUCAGGAAGGCAGGUAUCAGUUUUCUCUGGGUUUGGAAGAGUGCUGGAUGAUCAAUACAUCUCUCUCAAGGUCAGAAGUAUCUCUGAUAGGACUCGACAGACUAUGCUCACGCUGCGUGUUCUCCUCCUCCUGCAGAGCACACUUAGGCCCCGUUCCAUUCCUGCCUUCAUGGACCUCCCUCGCUCCCUGCACUACCUUUGUGGGGAUCUGUACAGAACAGGGCCCAUGGUUCCAUAGGUCUCCAGAGGACCACAGGCACAUAUAGUGGAGGUGGUUCAGUGAACUACACAGGCACUACGGCGAUGAGUAACCUUGCCAUAGACCGGAAGACUUGUGCUCCCAGAGCUGAUGUAGGCUUUAGCUCAAUGGGCUAUCCGUAUGGAAGUACGCAGAUUACCUAGGUUCAAUGCCUGGGAGGACACAAGCAUGAUGCAGGGACACACACACAAACACACACACACUCUUCCCUCUGAGUGCUUGAGACAUGUGUGGAAUGCUUUUGUGACAGCCUGUGGGAGUUUGACGUCACUCGUCUCUCCUUGGUCAAUCACAGAUAAAGUGCCCACUUGAGGGGUCAGAGGUCAAUGUGUGUGUGAGAGAUGUGCCGACUGGACAGACAACAGCAGAUCUCUUCCCUCUCCCAUAGCGACAGGAAAUGUAUUGUUGUCGCUGAGUGUGUUAGAGUAUUAACUCAUGGCCUAGUCACAACCUUCUCUUCCUUUUCCUAGAGCAAUUUGUCCUGCUCAGGCCACAUGGGAAGGAUAAACUCCUGGCUCUAUGACAUGCUGGGGCCAUAUUUGCGAACAUUAGAAAAGGUUUACGUUUAACCUGGACCUCCGUCUCAAAAUGCGCAUCAGCCAAUUUAAAUUGACGUAGUUUGGCGUGAUCCAACGCUAUAUGUCAACUUUUCCCAUAAGAUAACCUGGCAGACUUAGCCCUGUGAUUGUAUCCGGUUUAAAUUCCGUAUCAGCCAAUUAAAAUCACAGACGUAGUUGGACGUGAUCCAACACUUGUUUAUGAAAGCACACAUAACAGAAGUCCAACGGUACGUUCGGGUACUAGAUCACAUGUUUAACUGACUGGUCAUAUACACGUGAGUGUACAAAACAGCUGUUCUUAAUGUUUUGUACACUCACCGCCUAGAUCCUCGUAUUUGUCGCAGAUUGUGGCAAGGGUUCAAAUCCCACAUUAGUUUUUUCCCCCUUUGAAAUGUAGAAUUACAUUUAUUGUAUUAGUGUGUUGAGAAGAAAAUAAUACAUUUAAUGAGGAGCUUCUUGUUGGAGUCCUUCUUGCAGACUGACACGGAGGCUACUGGCACUGCUAUAUAAAUAAUUGUCGCUACUAUAGGCUAUAUUAAAUAGACGUGUAGGCUACACUUACAUUUAUAUGUAUUAUUAUAAUCAUCCACUUAGUCACAUAUGUGUUAUUUUAAUCAAGCAUCGAGGACCAGCAGUGAACAGUGUUUUCCUUAACGAAAAUGCUUAAUGCGAGGGGGGCUCGAACCCACAGUUAAUGUGCACUGUCUUUUUAAAGUCAACUGCUUUAGCAGUGUGUGUUACCAGGAAGCAAUGAUAAAGAUGGUACAGUGGGGAAAAAAAGUAUUUAGUCAGCCACCAAUUGUGCAAGUUCUCCCACUUAAAAAGAUGAGAGAGGCCUGUAAUUUUCAUCAUAGGUACACGUCAACUAUGACAGACAAAAUGAGGAAAAGAAAUCCAGAAAAUCAAAUUGUAGGAUUUUUAAUGAAUUUAUUUGCAAAUUAUGGUGGAAAAUAAGUAUUUGGUCAAUAACAAAAGUUUCUCAAUACUUUGUUAUAUACCCUUUGUUGGCAAUUACACAGGUUUUCACACACUGUUGCUGGUAUUUUGCAGAUCUCCUCUAGAGCAGUGAUGUUUUGGGGCUGUCGCUGGGCAACACAGACUUUCAACUCCCUCCAAAGAUGUUCUAUGGGGUUGAGAUCUGGAGACUGGCUAGGCCACUCCAGGACCUUGAAAUGCUUCUUACGAAGCCACUCCUUCAUUGCCCGGGCGGUGUGUUUGGGAUCAUUGUCAUGCUGAAAGACCCAGCCACGUUUCAUCUUCAAUGCCCUUGCUGAUGGAAGGAGGUUUUCACUAAAAAUCUCACGAUACAUGGCCCCAUUCAUUCUUUCCUUUACACGGAUCAGUCAUCCUGGUCCCUUUGCAGAAAAACAGCCCCAAAGCAUGAUGUUUCCACCCCCAUGCUUCACAGUAGGUAUGGUGUUCUUUGGAUGCAACUCAGCAUUCUUUGUCCUCCAAACACGACGAGUUCAGUUUUUACCAAAAAGUUCUAUUUUGGUUUCAUCUGACCAUAUGACAUUCUCCCAAUCCUCUUCUGGAUCAUCCAAAUGCACUCUAGUAAACUUCAGACGGGCCUGGACAUGUACUGGCUUAAGCAGGGGGACACGUCUGGCACUGCAGGAUUUGAGUCCCUGGCGGCGUAGUGUGUUACUGAUGGUAGGCUUUGUUACUUUGGUCCCAGCUCUCUGCAGGUCAUUCACUAGGACCCCCCGUGUGGUUCUGGGAUUUUUGCUCACCGUUCUUGUGAUCAUUUUGACCCCACGGGGUGAGAUCUUGCGUGGAGCCCCAGAUCAAGGGAGAUUAUCAGUGGUCUUGUAUGUCUUCCAUUUCCUAAUAAUUGCUCCCACAGUUGAUUUCUUCAAACCAAGCUGCUUACCUAUUGCAGAUUCAGUCUUCCCAGCCUGGUGCAGGUCUACAAUUUUGUUUCUGGUGUCCUUUGACAGCUCUUUGGUCUUGGCCAUAGUGGAGUUUGGAGUGUGACUGUUUGAGGUUGUGGACAGGUGUCUUUUAUACUGAUAACAAGUUCAAACAGGUGCCAUUAAAUCAGGUAACGAGUGGAGGACAGAGGAGCCUCUUAAAGAAGAAGUUACAGGUCUGUGAGAGCCAGAAAUCUUGCUUGUUUGUAGGUGACCAAAUACUUAUUUUCCACCAUAAUUUGCAAAUAAAUUCAUUAAAAAUCCUACAAUGUGAUUUUCUGGAUUUUUUUUCUCAAUUUGUCUGUCAUAGUUGACGUGUACCUAUGAUGAAAAUUACAGGCCUCUCUCAUCUUUUUAAGUGGGAGAACUUGCACAAUUGGUGGCUGACUAAAUACUUUUUUCCCCCACUGUACAUGACAGCUAUUUGACAAGUCCAUAAGGCUUUUUGACGUAAAAAAUAAAUAAUAUUAUGAUGUACGACAAACUUAAUGUUGUAUAGACCUCCUUUAUCUUUUUUUCCGUAAAGGCACAUGGAUGUGUGUGAAACGGAUGAGCAAAAACAUGGGAUUUUGUCAUAUAUGCAAAAACGUGCCUUUUUGAAUUUUGUCUAAGGUUAGUAGCUAGUAGCCUAGUCAAGGAUGCAUCAUCAUGCAAUAUUGUCACUCUACACUGGAGACAGAACAAGUGGAACAAAAGUAAACCUUGAAUUUGGAGGUUUAAAAUAUCCAUCUGGUGGCCAAGUUGAGGCCAAGUUGACCUAUUCUAAGAAAUGCCAUUGGUUGGUGGAUAUAAAGUCUAAGAUCUUUGAUAGGCUGAUGCGGAAUUUGUUACAGGAAAUAAUAAUGGUCAGCUGGUGAGGUUAGCAUAGGGCUAACGUGUGCCAGGUUAUCUGAUGGGACCAGCUACAAUGUAGCAUUCUAUCACGUGCAACUAUGUCAACGAUUAUAAUUGGCUGAUGCGCAGGUUAAAUACAUUUUAAAAAUCGAAUGUUCGCAAGUAUGGACCCCAUCAGUUUUACUUGGGCUCAUCUAGGGCUGUGGCGGUCACGAAAUUUCGUCAGCCGGUGAUUGUCAAGCAAAUAACUGUCGGUCUCACGGUAAUUGACUGUUAAUUAACAUAAACACAUUUAGCAUCUCCUGGCUUCCACACAUAGCCUACAAGCCACUGAUGUAGUCCUUUGGAACAUCUACAUUUUAAAAAGUCACAUAAAUCCAUGUAAUAUAGCCUACACCUUCUCAAUAAAUCCAUUAUUUAUUUUAGACAGGUCUAAAGAAGCAUGAUAUGAAGAAAAUGUAGUCUAUUUCAGAAGAAAAGAAUAGCAUACAUAUGUUAGGUCCUGAUGUGCUUAAUAUUAGGAAAGUAGAGAAAUAAAUAUAGUAGGCCUAGUCUAUAGAAAGCUGAUGGGAUCCUCCUCUUUUUAGUAGAGGCCAUCACUCUGUUUUCUCCCUCAAUUGCAUAGCCUAUAGAAAUGUUGCGCAACAUGAGCUUAUGGGCUCUCAUGAAGUGUUUGAUUAGAUAUUCGAUUACAUUUGCAUUGAUGUCAGAGUGAUUAGAGGGACAAUAGAGUGCUGAGUACCAGGCAGUUAGCAAGUUUGGUAGGCUACUAAUGACCAUCAGCAGCAUCAGAGCUUGGAGAAGCCUAAUUACCGUGACUAAACGGUCACGUGGAAUUUGACUGCCUUCAUGACUCCUGACCGCCGGUGUGGCGGUAAUACGGUCACCGCAACAGCUCUAGGCUCACCCCUAUUGCUGCCCCUUUGCAUCAAUGCUUUUAUUUUGGACCUUGAUCAUUUUCAGCAAUGUAAAUGUCCUGUAAUUCAGUCCAUGUUAAUUAGUUAGUAUUUAUGGAGCAGCUGUGUGUCAUGCUGCUCUGAGGUACUCCUCUGUCCACGUCUCUGUGCAGUCACAGCUCUAUACAGCGCACUGGGCUGUGCUAUUGGGAACUGCACUACAGUAGAUAAAGCUUAAUUUAUCGACUGAUCUCAGGCCUGUCUGUCUGAAGCAGAUGCCUCUCAGGCCUAUUGAGUCUUGGGCCUUCACAUCACACUGUUUCGCUAAGGUCAGCAGCUCUGUUCAGGCGCUCAGUCACAGUGUGUGUGCGUGUGUGUGUGUGUGUGGUGUUCUAGUACUGAGUGUUCCCUAGUGGGGAGAAAUCAGCUGCAGUUAGUUGCGUUCAGUGAAGGGACUAUUGAAUACUAAGUAGUAAUUAGUGUAAACUGGGACAGAUGUCUACCAAUUGACUGAAAUACUAAUUUGUGUUGAUGAGUAUCAAAGUAUUCAGUGUUGUUGAGUUGUGUUGAUCAGGAUCCGGUGUUUCUGAGUUGUGUGUAGUAGUGUUGAGUUCUAUUGGAUGUUAUUGAGUUGCAUCGAGCAGUGUUGAGUGGCAUUGAGUAGUUUUCAGGAGGACUGCAAUAUGACAUAGAAGGGGGACGGCCCCAGUAGCCCACUGCAUGCUGUUGCCAUGGAUACGCAUGUCAUCACCAACGUUGCUCCAAAUAUGAAUCAUUAUUGCUGGCCAAGCUUAAAGAGUGACUCACCAUCACACACGCUCACACACACACACGAUUAGUGGAGAUGGAUACAGGUGUGAUGAGUUGGCAAGGAAGGACCGUGGCCAGAGAGUGAUGUUCAGAAGAUUUUGAUGGGACUGCCGUGAGCCAUUAGGACACCUAGGUUGUGUAACAUGUUUGUGUGAGUGUGCAGCAGACAGUUGAUGGUUUCGACACAAGGAACAAAAAACAUUCCAAUCCCUUCUUACUGUUCCAGAUGGCAAUGAGGGGAUUGUUUUUGGCUGUCUCCUUGCCCUCUACUCCUCCACUCCC